UCUGGUUUAUCAACAUACCUUGUGUUGCUUUUGUUAGACCUUGUCAAUCAGUGUAGAGUAUCUGUCCUUUCAUUAUUUUUGCAUUCAUUCAACGAGAAGGGACACUUGGCGGCAGCACAAGAUGGCGUUUAACCAACAUCUUCAGGCUUUGGUUGUUGUUUUUGUCAUCAUCCUUCUGGCAUUCUACGUGAUGAUAUUUCAUAUCUGUCCAGGGAAGCAGACCAAUGAUGUUUACAAUUCACCAAAACUGAGGUUGAUCCCAACUGAUCCUCCAGCAUCAAAUGGACCAUGCAGUUGUCCUAAAGGCUCAUUGGUAUUCAAAGACCACAUCCCUCAGGAUCAGUAUGAGAAGCUGGUGCAACGCAGAGCCAAGGAGCUUGAACAGCACGAAGCCAGAACAACAUCAGUGUUAUCUAAAAAGCUGUAUGCUGCACCUAACUCUCCUCUGAAGUAUCCUAUCCAGGGUUUUACAGUGAAGCCUUUGACCCCUUCUGCAAUACCAGGUUUAGAGCUGCAUGCAGGAGAAAGAAGCAACUACAAGGUAACCAUAACUGUCCAUAAAGGGGUGCUCAACACUGAGGUUCCACCUGAAGGGGUUAUAACUGAAGGUGAAGAUGGGGAUCUGCUCUUUAUCGAGUCUUACAGCCUGGUGAUGAUCAACUACAUUCUGGCUCAAGUGACCUACACCAGCAAAGUGUAUCACAUACACACUGGAGACCUUGCCAUUUUCAAGUUUGAAAACCAUGAAGCGGUGUUUCCCAUUACCAUCAAACAGCCUCAAAUGCCAGUCCUGUACGACAUGGGAACAGAUAUCAGCUCUCAUGUCACCAUCACCACAAAGACAUUCCUUCGCUAUAGCAAUCUCGAUGUGUUGAUUAAGAGCAUCCGGAGUUUCUAUAGCAAGAUACCAAUCAUCAUUGCGGAUGACAGCUUUGACCCAGAGAAAAUUACCGGAGAAAACAUCCAACACUACAUCAUGCCUCCAGCGCAGGGCUGGUUCGCUGGCCGGAAUCUGGCCAUCUCCCAGGUAACAACCAAGUACCUCCUGUGGGUGGAUGAUGAUUUUGUGUUUACAGAGAAGACAAAGAUAGAGGAGCUGGUGAACAUCAUGGAAGGAGUUCCAGAACUGGAUGUGCUUGGUGGGUCAGUUGAAGGGAAACAGUUUUACUUCACUCUUGUGUAUGACGAAGGACAAGAAAUGGAUGGAGGCUGCCUUUUGAGAAAGUCAAACAGGAGGUUCCUGCAACUUCCUGGUUACCCACAUUGCUCUCUGACCAGCGGGGUGGUCAACUUCUUUCUGGCUCGUACGGAUGCUGUACAGAGGGUGGGAUUUGACCCUAAGCUUCAGAGAGUAGCUCAUUCAGAGUUCUUUAUGGACGGGCUGGGCUCCCUGAUGGUAGCCAGCUGUAACCACGUGGCCAUUGGCCAUCAGCCCCGUAGCAGCAACAAGGACAAUGCUCGUUACCAACACUAUAGAAAACCAGGAAAGGAAGAUGAGAGGUUCAAAGAGAAGCUUCACUUCUUCAAAAACCACCUGAAGUGUGUCCUCUUUGGAUAGUGGACUACUAGUGGGCAUGGACGUCAGCGGUUCAACUAAAGCGACUGUAAAUGGUGUCAUUAUUUUCAGGACCUUUUGAAAUUACAUUGUUUUAAUUUUCCCCCAUUUAUUUGUUGAUUGUUGUAAUUAGUCUAUUUUUUAUAUUAUUGACAGCUCUCAGGAUUACGUGAUGUACCAAGAAAGACAUACAUUUAAAUACUUCACAAUAAUGUCACACAAUCUUGGCUACAUGACCACUAAGUCAAUAUUAGGAAUGCCUUGGUCCAUAGGCAACAUUAAAUAAUGUCAUUCAAGAGCAUCCUGUGGCUCCCUUUCUAGUUCCUCACACACACACCAAAGUUUCCUGUGAGAUUAUAUUGUUACUAGCCAAAAACAUGUUUAUCUACACCCAACAUAUAUCUGGUUCCAGGUCUGAGUGACUUUUGAACUCAUGGGAAGUUCUAAUAUUUCUAAUUAUCAUAACCUCAUAACAGUUACACAAUGAUAACAGUUUCACUAUGCCUGAAUGUUCCAGCUCAUGGCCUUAUACUGGUCUGAUACCAAACUUCCCAAUUAGAUAUGACACCUAAAAUGUAUUUACGUUUCACCCCCAGUCGAGCCCUGCAGAAUGCUUUUGAAAUUAUGUUGAGCAGCGCAAGCUGUCAGCUGAUUUCUUCCUAUCACAAAUGUGUGUUUUCUUUAUCGAUUUAUUUUAAAAAUCUACGUAGCUUUCAGUACUUAGCUAACCUGUGUGUGUACACAUAACUCUCUAGAGAAAAUAUUGUUGGUGAUUUAAACAGAAAAACAGAAAUAUGUAAAUUCACCAGAGGAAACUGAAUUAAACUUUAGCGUUUGAAAUAGGUUGAGGUUUUUUUAUGCGAUUGAUGACGGGACUUACCAUUAAGAUGAUUUUUUACUCCUGAUUAUUUUAUUGAAUGGAUGGCCUGUGUGUGGCAGCUGGCCAUUUUAGAACGAAGAACAUUCAUUCACAUGAGAUCAAAAGCGU
Notolabrus celidotus (New Zealand spotty) is the source of this 2543-nucleotide messenger RNA. RefSeq names its product beta-1,4 N-acetylgalactosaminyltransferase 2-like. Bases 122 to 1558 code for a protein of 478 amino acids. Gene Ontology annotation, biological process: UDP-N-acetylgalactosamine metabolic process; UDP-N-acetylglucosamine metabolic process. NCBI's taxonomy places the organism in Eukaryota, Metazoa, Chordata, Actinopteri, Labriformes, Labridae. The transcript has 12 exons. The record is from RefSeq and is a predicted model, not a curated record.